This is a messenger RNA of Hirsutella rhossiliensis, 1071 nucleotides long. RefSeq names its product AIG2-like family domain-containing protein. NCBI's taxonomy places the organism in Eukaryota, Fungi, Ascomycota, Sordariomycetes, Hypocreales, Ophiocordycipitaceae. The record is from RefSeq and is a predicted model, not a curated record. Gene Ontology annotation, molecular function: gamma-glutamylcyclotransferase activity. The transcript has a single exon. The coding region runs from base 1 to 1071 and encodes 356 amino acids.
AUGUCGCCCUGCCCGCCUUCGGAUGCGGCCGAGUCGCUUGCUCCGGCCGCCUUGGACAAUGCAGAGGCCUCGAGCCGCCAUCCCCGCCCAGGCUCCUACCCUCCCAUCUCUACGAUUCCGUCCACUCCCCCCGAGCGACUGGCUCUCGCCGCCGAGGCCUCCGGUGCGGGCUCGGAUGCGUCAGCCCCCAAGACGGUGCUCUAUCUUGCAUACGGGUCCAACAUGGCGGCGUCGACAUUUCUAGGAAUGCGAGGCAUCCGGCCUCUCUCGCGGAUCAACGUCUCCGUUUCCUCCCUGCGACUGAUGUUUGACCUGCGCGGAGCGCCCUAUUGGGAGCCGUGCUUUGCCAACGUUGGUUUCAGGGACUUGGCCAAGAAGCCGGCGUCGAAUGGGAGACAGGCUGAGGACGAGUGGGACGGUCGCUUGAUGGGCGUCGUUUACGAGGUGACGCUCAAGGACUGGCGGAAGAUCAUGCAGACAGAGGGUGCAGGCUCCAGCUACAAGGAGAUUGUGGUGUCGUGCAUGCCCAUCCGAAACGAGCAUCUGGCGGUCGAAAAGCCCUUCCUGGCGAGGACUCUGUAUGCGGCGCACAGCCCAGGCAGCGACGGCUCGCGGGCUUGCAACUGGUGGUCCCGAAUGACGGCCAUGACGCACCGGCCGGGCUCGGCACAAGCCAGCGCUCGAUACCUGAAGCUCCUCUCAGACGGCGCGAGAGAAAACAAUCUUCCAGACUGCUACCAGAGGUACUUGGGGUCGCUGCAGCCGUAUACCAUCACGCACUGGCAGCAGCGGGUGGGAGAGUAUGUGUUUUUGUGCACGUGGGGACCGUUGCUCAUCACCUUUCUCAAAACCACGAGCCUCUUGGCGGACGAUACUGGCAGGCUUCCUGCGCGGCUGGCGGCGGGGUUGAACUUGCUCUUCAACCUCAUGUGGAUGAGCUACGAUACCAUAUUCAAGCCCGUCUUUGGCGACGGCGAGAGGACGGGGAGCGACGGGAGCGACGGGAGCGACGGGAGAGACGGUUCCGGGUCGGAAAAGCUGUCGCUGAUGUCGAACGGCAAGGGCAGGUAG